Messenger RNA from Cladocopium goreaui, 1758 nucleotides. The record is from the annotation of a GenBank genome assembly. Lineage: Eukaryota; Dinophyceae; Suessiales; Symbiodiniaceae.
GGAGCCAAAGCUCGAGCUAAGCACACGGGAACUGCUGCCUUGUCGGAAGAGCAACUGGAGCAACUUCGGCAGAAGCACGACACCAACCAGGACAAGAUGAUCAACCAGGAAGAAUUUGAUGCCAUGGCCCAAGAAAUCGCCACCUUGAUGGGGCACAAGCUGCCACCAGGCAGCAGUAUGAAGGAAAUCUUCGACCAGUUCGACAAGGACAAGAGUGGCCAGAUGAGCAUGGACGAAUUCAAUUGGGCCUAUGCCACGCUACAGCAGGAAGUUGAGGAGAAUGCGGCUCUGAAGAUACAGGCGGCAUUUCGUGGGAACCAAGCGCGAUCCAAUGUGGACACUAUGAAGAUGACCAAGGCGGGGCAUCCUCCACCGCCCAAAGGUGUGGCGGCGGUGAAAUCUAAAGCCAAGACAGCGGCGGCAGAGAGUGGAACGGCUGGCCUGACCCAAGCGCAGAUGGUGGCUUUGAGGGAGAAAUUUGAUCUCGACGGAGAUCAAACUUUGGGCCUCGCGGAGUUCAAGGGCUUGGCGCGACAAGUGGCACAGCUGCAGGGCCAUGCGGCACCCAGCUAUGCCAUCUUGGAAGAUAUCUUCGACGAAUUCGACAAAGACUUUACUGGCAAGAUGGGUAGUGAGGAGUUCAACUGGGCCUAUGCCACACUUCAGCUGAAAGUGAAGGAAGAGGCCGCCAAAGAGGCAUCAAGAUUGAUGAAGGUUAGUUUGAAUCGAUCAGGGCAGAAAUUGGGCCUAACAGUGGACAGCAAGACCUUGGAAAUUAAGGACAUUAUCAGCAAGUCCGUUGUUGCCGAGUGGAACUUGGCCAAUCCUACCAAACCUUUGCAAGUGGGGCAUCGCAUCAAGAAGGUGAACGGAAAGCCUGGCAUUCAGGGCUACAACGAGGAGCUGCUGAACAAGUCGGUUGAGGUGCUGAACCUUGAAGUCGUGGCUGGAGAGAAGUUUCAAAAGGUGCCCAGGUUUUACUUUGUGAGACUUGAUCGUUCGGCUGGUGGCAAACUUGGAAUACAAGUUGAACAACCCUCGCUGGAGAUUCAAAACUUGGCACCGGGAGGCUUGGCAUGCAAGUGGAACGAAGAACAUCCAAAGGAGCGGAUUCGACCUGGAGAUUCCAUCGUCAAGGUGAACGACAAGGAUGGCAUGGCUGGUUUCAAGGAAGAAAUGAUGAAUCCCAACAUUUCCGUCUUAAACAUCCAGCUUGCGCCUCUGAGUCGGUAUCACGAGGAUGAUGAGGAGAUCCAGAGCGAAUCGUCGGUGUUGACGGACGAAGAAGAGGCGUUGGAGAGAUACAAAGUGGUCAUCCACGCCAUGCAGGAGUUUUCGGCUGCGGAACAAAAGCGCCGUGCCAAUGCCGAGAAACGAAGACUGAAAGCCAUCAGGGACGGAAAGGAGGUCUUGACGAAGCUUGAGGCUAGCAGUGCUGAUUUCUACCGACAGAUGGCAUCCUGCACCUUACCCGAAGAUCUCAGCGUACAGGCCGAAGAGGACCGGCGCAAGCGCUUUGCCAUUGAAGAAGCACGGCGGCAGCAGGAGAGGAUCUAUGAGUACACGUCGUUUGCCAACGCCCCAAGUGUGGCCAGCGAAGCCGAACGCGUCUUUGGUCGCUCCACCUUUGCCUGUCCCUGCUGCGGGCGCCUCUUCCACGUCUUCCACGAGGAUGGUCGCUACCAUGCAGUGGUGGCCCAUGGCGUUGAACUGCUGGGUCAAAGUCCGGAGUUUCCUGGCACACGACGUGGGGUGUAG